This is a messenger RNA of Plasmodium falciparum 3D7, 3249 nucleotides long. RefSeq names its product TMCO4 family protein. The record is from RefSeq and is a predicted model, not a curated record. NCBI's taxonomy places the organism in Eukaryota, Apicomplexa, Aconoidasida, Haemosporida, Plasmodiidae. Gene Ontology annotation, cellular component: membrane.
AUGUUAAAAAAUAACUUUAAUCCUGAUAUUAGUGAUGAUGAUUAUGUAAGUGAGAAACAAAUAUUUCAAGGAUCCAACAAAACUAUAUUAACUGUAGAAUCAAUACAUGUGGUAAAAGGUAUAGAUAAAGAUAUAAAGAAACAAAUAGAAGAAGGAAAAGUUUUUUUGAGUGAUAUAAGUCCAGUAAAGAAUGCAGAAAUUGAGGAAGCAUUUUUAAAAAGUUUAUGUAAAAGUUCUUCUACAUGUUAUGAUAAUAAUAAUAAUAAUAAUAAAAUUUUUCAUCAUCAUUUUAAUGAUAAAAAAAAAGAUUAUUCUAAUGAAAAUUCUUCGGAAGAAAUAAAUAUAAAUAUAGAAGAAAAUUAUGAUCGGUUUAAUAUAGAUAAAUCAAAAUAUUAUAAUAAUGAUAAUUUAUUAUCAUAUAAUAAAAAGAAUAAAAAUAAUGAUAAGGAUGAUGGAAUAGAUGAUAAUGUACUUAUUCGUCCUCCUAGUGAUUUACAAGAACAUAAAGAUGAUGAGAUAUCAUCACAAUAUUUUAAAAGUUAUUCAUUUGUCAAAAACUUGUCUUCAAAUAUUUUUGAAAAAUAUACUUUUAAUGAUUUACCUGAUUUGUUAGAACAAGAAACUAUUAAUUAUAUUAAAAAGCAAGAAAGGCUAUUACAAAAAAAAAGAUUAAAUGCUAAUUUAGAAGCAUUACGUUUACAAUAUAUACCAAUAAAUAAUGAUAAAUUUGUUACUAUACCUACUGAUAUUAAAGAAAAUAUUUUAGCUUUAUUUGCAUGUAUUAUUAUAAAACAUAUAGAUUCAUUUGAAGAUGAAGAUAUACAAAAUCAUUUAGAUGAAUUGUGUAAAAAUUUUUUAAAACAGUUAGCUGAUUUAUUAGUAAUAGAUCCAAUUGCAUAUCAAUGUGUUAUUAAGCCUUUUGAUCAAAGAAAAAUACUUAGAGAAGUAACAGGAGAUAAAACACCUUAUGUUCUUUACGAAAAGCCAUUUGUUGAUAAUAUAUUAGAAAAAAUAGGAAGUCUACAAGCUAAUAUAGAUGCGAAAUUUAAAAAUAUCGUUGAAGAAUUAAAUAAUGAAAUGGACUUUUGGCAAAAUGAUCAUAUAGAUGAUGAGCAAAGUGAUCAAGAUAAAGAAUAUUUAAAAAAUGAAAUGUUAUUAGAACAUGAGAAUCUCAAAAUUGAAGACAACAAAUUAUAUAUAAAAAAUAAUAUUUCACCUACGAAAACGUUUCCUGAAAGAGAAAUUGAUGAUCAUUAUAAGGAGGAAGCAAUAAAUGAUUGCUUUACUAUAAAUAAUAAGAAUGAAGAAAAAAUAGUAAAAAAGAUUAAUAAGAAACAUGACACGAAAAAGGGGAAUCAAAUAAAUGAUAGUAAUGGAUGUACAAAUAUAGGAGAAUGUAAUAAUGAUCCCCUGAAUGUCAAAUUGGUUGAUAAAAAUAAAUUAGACACUUCUAAGGUGGAAAAUAAGGAUAAUGAUGAGAAUAAGGAUGAUAACGAUGAGAAUAAGGAUGAUAACGAUGAGAAUAAGGAUGAUAACGAUGACAAUAAGGAUAACGAUGACAAUAUGGAUGAUGAUAACCCAAACGAAGUAAAAGAAUGUAAUAAAAAGAAAAAAAAGAAUAAAAAGAAAAAGAAGAAAAAAAAGAAGAUUAAAGAUAAUCCAAAUGGACGUAAGGAAAAAGACAAGUUAGAUGACCUAACUGAGGAAGAUAAAAUAAAGAGCAAUGGUUGUUAUGAAAAAGUGAAAAAAAAGAAUGAAGAAUUUGGUGAUUUUAUUAAAAAGGAUAGUAAUACAUCUGAACAACUUAACAAUAGCAAUAAUAGCUUGAAUAAUUUAGAAAAUAAUAAAAUAAGAAAAAAUAUAAAUGAGAAAAAUGUAAAACAUGAUAUGAUAAACGAUGCAGAUAUUUUAUCGAAGAUAAAAAGUCAUAUUGUAAAUAAAAUGGAUAUAUAUGAAAGUGAAAGUUAUUAUGAUGAGAGUGAUAUGGAGAAGCAUUUAAAUCACGGUGUUCCUAUAAAAGCACCUGAAGUAAAAUCAGUAUUAUUGAGAGAUUUGAUUACUACAUAUAUAAUGACAGGUAAUAAUAAUGCAAGAAUUCAUUUAUUCUUUCAGAAGUUUGCAAAAUGUUUAAAAAUAAAUGAACUUUUAAUAUUAAGGAUAGAAGAAAAUUUGGCAGCAGAUUUAAUAAGUGCUUUACAAGCAUCCACUAACGAAACAGCAAAAAGAAGAAAUAUUAGAAGAAUGAAAAUAGCUGCAGCAGCUUUAGGGGGUGGUGCAUUAAUAGCAUUUACUGCAGGAUUAGCGGCUCCAGGUAUUAUAGCAGGAUUAACAGCUCUGGGUGCAGGUGGUAGUAGUUUAACUGCAUUUUUAGCUUCAGCGAGCGGUUUAGCAUUUAUUGUUUCAUUGUUUGGUGCUGGUGGAGCAGGUUUGACUGGUUACAAAUAUAGUAGAAGAAUAGCAAAUAUAAAAACAUUUGAAUUUAUUAUGUUGAAUGGUAAUAUUUCUAAAUCGUUGAGUGUAUGUGUAUGUGUAAGUGGAGAGAUUAAAAGUGAUGAUGAUAUAACAAAUCCAUGGUUAGAGGUAUUUCCAAAUUGUUAUUGUGAUUUAUAUUGUUUGAAAUGGGAAAAUCAUUUAUUAAAAACAUUGGGAUCAUUAAUUGAAACAAUGUUAUCACAAGAAUUUGCAAUAACAGCUAGUAGAAUAUGGUUACAGUAUACAAUAGCUAGUACUUUAAGUGCAGCCUUAACAUGGCCAUUAGCAUUAAUUAAAUAUGCAUCAAAUUUAGAUAAUGUAUAUUUAUUAAUAAGAGAAAGAGCUCAACAAGCAGGUCGUAUUUUAGCUGAUGCUCUAAGUGAUAGAAAUACAGUUGGUCAACGACCUGUUAUUUUAAUAGGUUAUUCAGUUGGUGCUCGUGUUAUAUUUUAUUGUUUAAAAUAUUUAUAUUCAAAGAAAUUAUAUAAUAUUGUAAGCAAUGCCAUAUUUAUUGGUCUUCCUGCUACUACUAGUACAAAAGUAUGGGAAAAAAUACGUAUGGUAGUAACUAAUCGUGUUAUUAAUGUAUAUUCAAAAAAUGAUUGGCUUCUAGGAUUCUUGUAUAGAUAUAUGGAAUGGAAAAUAAAUGUUGCUGGAUUAAUUGCAGUCAAAGUACCUAAUGUGGAAAAUUAUGAUGCAAGUGGCAUCAUACAUAGUCAUUUAGAUUAUAAGAGAAAAUUAAAAGACAUUUUUCAUUUAAUCAAUUUUGAUAUGUAA